This is a messenger RNA of Vanrija pseudolonga, 853 nucleotides long. It is a transcript of the gene MED7, whose product is annotated as Mediator of RNA polymerase II transcription subunit 7. The transcript has 5 exons. Gene Ontology annotation, biological process: regulation of transcription by RNA polymerase II. Gene Ontology annotation, cellular component: core mediator complex; mediator complex. Gene Ontology annotation, molecular function: transcription coregulator activity. The record is from RefSeq and is a predicted model, not a curated record. The coding region runs from base 1 to 810 and encodes 269 amino acids. NCBI's taxonomy places the organism in Eukaryota, Fungi, Basidiomycota, Tremellomycetes, Trichosporonales, Trichosporonaceae.
AUGGCCGAGGCAGGCGUGCCCAUUACCAACACUCUCUUCCCCCCGCCGCCGGGCUACUACAAGGCGUUCACGCCCGCGGCGCUCGAGCGCCUCGCCGAGCUCGAGGGCGGCAAGGUCGCCGACAAUGGCGACGCCGCGCCGGGUGAUGAUGUCGAGAUCUCAGAGUCGGCUGCGGCCCCUGCAGAACCGGGAGAGCUCGAGGCGCUCGAGACCUCGUUGAAACCACCACGCGCCGACUGGGUGCUCGAGGACGGGCGGUGGAUGCUCUUUGGGCAGAUGUACACUGCCAAGCCACAUAUCGCUACGGCGCGUGAGAUAGGCCUCCCAGCGCUCGUGUCAGACCCAGUAUCGACGGGCGGCGAUGCUGAGCGCGCGGCACUGCCCGCCCUCCUCCAGAGCUUCCUCCACACCCUUGUGGCGCUACUCGACGUGUUGACCGGCACGGCGCGUAUUCCUGGCGAGCUCGAGCUCACUGGCCGCGCGAGUGAAGGCGAUCAGUACAUCCAGCAUCUCAGUAACCUCGCGGCGACGAUGAUGGUCUCGGCAAACCAGCUCCGCGGUGUACAGGCUGAAGCCACUCUUGUCAUGCUCAUGGAGAAGCAGCUCGCCGAGAGGCGUGACCAGACGACUAAGUUGAGGGCUAAAUGCCGUGAGGUCGCUGCCACGAUCGAGAGAUUAAAGAAGGAAGCGGCUGGUCUGACAGGAGCGGACGAGGCUGACCCGGUCGAGGUCGAGGUCGCGGUCGAAACCGAAGCCGAGCCAGCAGAGGAGGCAGAAGACGCAGACGACCUCAUCGAGGUCGACGCCUAGUGAUUAGUUGGGAGUAGCCCAGUAGUCGAUACCCUGCACAUGC